Molecule: messenger RNA, 618 nt
Organism: Penicillium soppii
Lineage: Eukaryota; Fungi; Ascomycota; Eurotiomycetes; Eurotiales; Aspergillaceae
Exons: 3
Coding region: 1-618 (205 amino acids)
Source: RefSeq, a predicted model, not a curated record
AUGACCCGUAUAACGAGGUCUCUAUACACUUCUCGCGCAUUCGCCUCCAAUGAAGAUAUUGAGAUCAAGAAUGAGAACUCCUGGUCGUGCUUGAUAGCAGGCUUGUCUUUUCCAUUCCUUGACCCCAUCGAUAUCCAGGUCGACGUGGGCUACGAUACCACUGCGCGGCGUCUCUCUCACACGGCCCCUGAGUUUCUCGCCAGUCAAGUUGUCGAAAACGACACUGAUUUCACCCAGCCACCCGAGGCGGACUUGACCAAAAGCGUCAGCACCCCCUCCGCCCGCCCCUACACAUAUUCACUGCGACUACUGGAUUCGGCCUCACUGGUUGCUCUAGUAACGGAUGGGGAAGGUCAAGACCGAACUCAGUGUCAAAUAAGAGUUCACAUGUGGCCAGUCCACAACCAUCAUCAAUGGUUUGGGACAGCACGUUCCUGUUACAGCUCCUCCCACACCAAAGUCAAGGCCACUGCCUCGAUGAAACGAUCCACGGUUGAUGUGCUAUGCACCAUAACGAUCCACUUCGUCUACAAAGACGAGAAGUACUUCUAUAAAUGCACAAUGCUGUACCAGGGGCUCGUUUACUGGGACUGCAAUGUUAAAUACGAAAAUGUGUAG